Penicillium oxalicum is the source of this 1797-nucleotide messenger RNA. Its product is annotated as signal recognition particle subunit SRP68. Gene Ontology annotation, molecular function: signal recognition particle binding; endoplasmic reticulum signal sequence receptor activity; 7S RNA binding. Gene Ontology annotation, cellular component: signal recognition particle, endoplasmic reticulum targeting. The record is from RefSeq and is a predicted model, not a curated record. Bases 1 to 1797 code for a protein of 598 amino acids. NCBI's taxonomy places the organism in Eukaryota, Fungi, Ascomycota, Eurotiomycetes, Eurotiales, Aspergillaceae. The transcript is spliced from 3 exons. Gene Ontology annotation, biological process: SRP-dependent cotranslational protein targeting to membrane.
AUGGAGAUCACGGAUUACAUCUUCAAGGAGCGCGAGGAGGUGCUUCUUGCGGGAGACUACAAUGCCUACCGUGCACAUGCUACCCGCAAGCUUCAUAAGCUGCGAAAAAAGCUUGGGCAAGCGACUCCGAAAGGCCGCAAGUACACUGCCAAACCAGCUGUAACGGCUGAGAACCUGGGGGCCAAUGUCUCUUAUGUGCAUCUCCUUCUUCUCGGAUCCGAGCGAGCCUGGGCGCAAGCCAUGCACGAGAAGUCCACACAUUCCGCCGACCCAUCAGCCAAAGGAAUCACGGGUGCAGCAAGGCGUCACAUUAUCUCUCGACUACAAAAAGCCACUGGGUAUGCGCAGCAUCUUGUCAAUUUGCUUCACGAUCAAGCGACCACCGGCGCUACAGACAUUGACAUUCUGGAGGCUCGUGCUUACCUGGCUACGAUCUCCGGUGCGCUUUGGUUGGAGAAGCACAAGUGGGAGCAGUGUCUACACGACUUUUCUAUUGCACGUGUGGUCUACACUGCACUGGGACAGCGUGUGAAAAAGGAUUCUUUCCGCGAUCUCCUGACUGGAACUGUUGAUCCUAGCUUGCGUUAUGCGGCUUAUCAAAUGCAGCUCCCGCGGUCAAAGCCGAGUUCAUCUCUGGCUAUUCAAUUCUUCCCCUCGAAUUCCGACAUUCGUGCGGAAGUUGAGAAGAUUGAUCCGUCCUGCCUUGCCGAAGAAGCCGCAGGAACUCGGCGAACUGCUGACGGUGAGGUACAAAAACUGCCCGAGUCUGUAACCUGGAGAUCCCGCACCGUCCCGCUGGAGGACGCUUCAAUCUCCCAAGCUUUAGCUGCGGCUUCUUCCGCCGAGGAUGGUCUUGCUGCAUGGCUGGCUGGAGAUGGCAAGUCCGCCAGUGCUAAAGAUCGGGCCGCUGCGUACGAUAAUGUAAUUAUUGCCAGCCAGGAUGCAGUCGAUGCCACCAAGAGUGCUAUUGACGAUCUGACCAACGAGGGUGUAGACCCUGGAGAUAAGCGAUUGCAGGCACUUCAGAUCACUCGAACGGCGGUCAACUACAAUCUUGUGGGUUGGCGCGUUGGUCGUAACCGGGUGCUAUGUGGUGAGCACGAUGGCUUGACACUUGAAGAGGAUUCGAACGCCAAAAACACCAAGCACAGUGCCAGCAAUGGCAAGAAGCUGAACAAGCUACGGGAACGUGUGGUGCUGUACGACUCGACCUUGCAGAGUCUGGAUUUCAUUCUCGAACUGCCAGGUGUUGCAGCCGAUGCGGCAUUUGUGGAGGACAUCGAAGCCAAGCGGCGCUAUUUCCGCGCCCUCCGUUGCCUCGCUUUGGGCCGAUCAUACAGUGUCCUCGGCAAGCCGACUGAGUCUCUGGCACUGUUUGCUCAGGCACUCGAUAUUUCUAGAUCUGCCGUUCCACCUACUUCCAUCAGCUCCGAGGGUCCUCCCCAGCUUGAGGUUUCGAAGAUACAAGUCGACACUUUGGCGUCGAUCCUUCGUGGACUCGUUGCCCGGUAUCGCGGUCUUGUGACCCUUGAGCGUCUUGAAGCCAAGUCGGUUUCGAGUCAAGGCCGUCCGUUGGUGGAAUGUCUGCAACAGUUCGGUGCGGUUGAUCUGAAUAACUUGGUGCCGUAUCCGCCCCAGAUGCAGCCCGUCCCCGUCAAGCCUCUUUUCCUGGACGUGGCAUGGAACUACAUCGACUACCCUCGCCCGGGACAGGCUACUGUCCAAACUCCAGAGCAGGUACCUUCCACCGCCCCAGAGGAGAAGAAGCGGGGAUGGUUCGGAUUUGGUGGGCGCUAA